This is a messenger RNA of Trichoderma harzianum CBS 226.95, 300 nucleotides long. RefSeq lists its product as hypothetical. The record is from RefSeq and is a predicted model, not a curated record. The coding region runs from base 1 to 300 and encodes 99 amino acids. NCBI's taxonomy places the organism in Eukaryota, Fungi, Ascomycota, Sordariomycetes, Hypocreales, Hypocreaceae. The transcript has 2 exons.
AUGGCUGUGCUACUCUGGGAUGUCUCUGGUGCGCUGGCAUUUCUAUCGUUCCCCGGCUCAUCUUUUCUCGUCAAUGCCAUAUCAUGGAUUAGCUUGGCCCUGGGCUUGUUUUUUAUUGUUCCUUCUCUCCUUGCCGUCGUUUUUGAUAUUCUGUUAUGGAUCUGGAGAACGUUUACCCAAGCCCCAGAUGGACGGGCCCCCGCCGCAGCCGGUUCGGCAGCAGCAAUAGUCGCGGCAACAGCAGCAACAACAACAACAAUCGGUUCCGAACAUGGCGAUCAGCGAGCGAGACGACGAUAA